Molecule: messenger RNA, 988 nt
Organism: Odontomachus brunneus
Lineage: Eukaryota; Metazoa; Arthropoda; Insecta; Hymenoptera; Formicidae
Product: mpv17-like protein 2
Exons: 3
Coding region: 65-667 (200 amino acids)
Biological process (GO): mitochondrial ribosome assembly
Cellular component (GO): cytoplasm; membrane
Source: RefSeq, a predicted model, not a curated record
UAAACAGAAUAGACCUGUACACAUUCCGUAGCGUUUUGAAACACUGUGUGGACUACACUCAUAAAUGUUGGUUAGCUGUAGCUCCAAAUGGGUGCCUAUGAUGAAUAUUACAAGAGGAAUAGGACUAGUUUUUGGUAGAAUAAAUGUUAUAAAAAAACGCUUAUUUUCACCUAAAAAUUUAUUAUAUACAAAUGUAGGAAUAUCAGUCUCUCUGUCUGGUACAGGAGAUAUUCUAGAGCAGCGUUAUGAAAUAUCAAAGGGCCAAUGGGAUAGAUGGAGUUUUACUAGAACAAGAAACAUGGCCAUAUCUGGUAUGUCUAUUGGUAUACUUUGCCAUUACUGGUACAAUUUCCUGGAUGCUAAAAUGGCUGGACGUACUAUUGGUAUAGUUCUAAAAAAGGUGGUUAUAGAUCAAUUAAUUUGUUCGCCUCUUUGUAUAAGUUUGUUUUUCUUGACAUUAGCUGUGUUAGAGAACAGCAGUCUGGCAGAAUUGAAAGAAGAAAUCCAAACAAAAGCACACAAAUUGUAUAUAGCUGAAUGGAUCAUAUGGCCUCCGGCACAAGUCAUUAAUUUUUAUUUCCUUCCGACACGAUAUAGAGUAUUCUAUGACAAUACAAUAUCCCUUGGUUAUGAUAUAUAUACAAGCCAUGUAAAACACAAUGUAUAAAUAACCAACAAUUAGCUUUGUAUUGACUAGUUGAAUUUGCAAAAUUAUCAACACGAAAGCACAAUUUAGGUAACAAAUAAAACCUCCAUUGUUCAGGAGGUUUUGCUCAUAUUAAAAGAUUCUUGUUCUGUGUAGAGAUUAUUUCCUGCAAAGGUCAGGCUUUAUAUGAUUUCCAUACAAUGACAUAUUUAUAAUUAGAUAUAUUACAUACUACAUACAUAGAUUGUAAUUAAAGAUUGAAUAAUUGUACAAAAUAGUAAAUUGUGUGGAUCACAAAUAAGAUAUAAUGUACAAAUAAAUAAGCUGACAUUUCUAAAGUAA